Molecule: messenger RNA, 2949 nt
Organism: Selaginella moellendorffii
Lineage: Eukaryota; Viridiplantae; Streptophyta; Lycopodiopsida; Selaginellales; Selaginellaceae
Product: pentatricopeptide repeat-containing protein At4g18520, chloroplastic-like
Exons: 2
Coding region: 14-2827 (937 amino acids)
Biological process (GO): RNA modification
Molecular function (GO): RNA binding; protein binding
Source: RefSeq, a predicted model, not a curated record
GCAGAAUUAUGGCAUGCUGCGACGCUGUGAUCGAUCUCUCUUUCAGAUCCGGGUCUCUCGGCAUCCACAUUCGCUCUUCGCGAUGGCGCUCCAAGAGAAAGAAGCUCGUGUGGGUCACGAGGAGCCGGAUGUGGUCCCUGUUGUGAUUUUCGCACUGAAAGCGUGCAGCAGCUUGAGAGAUUUAGAGGCCGGGACGAUUAUCCACGCUCAUGCCAUCGAAUCCAGGCAUGAUUCUUGCAGCAUUCGUGUGGCCAGCAGCCUGAUUAAUAUGUAUGCGAAGUGUGGAAGCAUGGCGCUCGCGAGGGCCGUGUUUGAUGCCAUGCCAACGAUUCGCGACGUUGUCUCGUGGACUACUAUGAUUGCCGGGUAUGCCGAGAAUGGGGAAAUUGAUUUGGCAUUCACUCUCUUUUCUACCAUGCAACAGGAAGGCUGUGCUCCAAACGAGCGGACUUUCACUGCUGUUCUCAAGGCGUGCGCGGGGCUGGCGUCGAGAGAAAGAUAUCGAGAACUCCAUGGAAAGAUUUGGAAGGUGAAAAGUCUGGAGAGGGGCAGGGCUCUUCACUUGCAAGCAGCGAGCACUGGAUUCGAGGGGGAUGCUUUCGUUUGUAGCAGCCUGGUGGAGAUGUAUGCGAAGUGUGGGAGCUUGGUCGAUGCGAAGGCAGUCUUUGACAGGAUGAGCUCGCCGGACGUCGUGGCCUGGACAGUUUUGAUGCUGGGAUAUGUCGAGAACGAAGAGGAAGAUCUGGCACUGGAACUUCUGGCGUCCAUGAAAGAGAACGCGCGGUGCGCUCCAAAUGCUCGAACGUUGUCAGUGGCUGUGAAGGCCUGCACGAGUCUGGCUUUGAAAGAAGAGGGAAAGAUCGUCGCUGGCACAAAACUCGUCAAACUAGCUUCUCUGGAGAAAGGAAUGUCGGUUCACUGUGAAGCCGUCAAGACUGGCUGGAUCUCGGAGAGUUUUCUGGCAACCAGCCUUGUGGACAUGUAUGGGAAGUGUGGUAGCCUGCUGGAUGCACGCAUGAUAUUUGACAAGAUGGACUCCAGCAAUGUGGUAUCGUGGAACUCACUCAUCCUCGGCUAUGUGGAAAACGAUGAGGAAGAUUUGGCUCUUGCUGUUUUCAAGUCUAUGGAUGGUUUCUGCGAGCUCGAUUCUCGAACGUUUGUUGCUGCAACGAAGGCUUGUAGCAACUUGGCAGCCAAAGAACAGGCGAGGAAACUUGAUGGAAAGCUGGUGAAGGUGAGGUCUUUGGAGAAGGGCCGUGAAGUUCAUGGCUUAGCGGGGCGCUGUGACAGGGAUGCAUUCCUGGGAUCUGCUUUGGUCGAGAUGUAUUCUCAGUGUGGAAGCUUGGUUGAUGCAUGGAGAGCCUACGAGGAGAUGAGUUAUCCUGAUGUUGUGGCGUGGACUACUUUGAUCCUGGCUUAUGCUGAGAAUGGAGAAGAAAGCCGGGCUCUGGAAGUUUUCGAGUUCAUGAAGCCGAAAGGUUGCGAGCCAGACUCGGGGGUUUUCAUUGCUGCAAUCAGAGCUUGUGGGAGACUAGCCGAGAAUUGUCUACCAGGCAGCAAGCUGAAGGCUCUUGAGAAAACGAUGAUGGUUCACUCGCAAGCUUUGAGGUACUCCUUGGACUCGAGCAUCUUCUUCGACAACACGCUCGUGGACACUUAUGCAAAGUGUGGGAGCUCGGAAGAUUCACGCAGGGCAUUCGACAGGAUGUCUUCUCACAGCGUGGUUUCGUGGACUGUUUUGAUGGCCGGCUGCGUGGAGAACGGGAACGAAGAACUGGCCCUGGAACUUUUCUCAGUCAUGGGAGUUGAGCCCGACGCGCAGUCUUAUGUUGCUGCAUUGAACGCAUGCAUUGCUCUUGCAGUAGGAGAGCCAGGGAAGCAUGUCGACGAUGGAAAGGCUGUGAAGCUACGAGCUCUAGACAGAGGCAUGGCUAUCCAUUCUCAAGCAGCAGCCGGGUGCUGGGAGGUAGACUUUUUUGUUAGCAGCACCCUGGUGGAGUUAUAUGCGCGGUGUGGAAAUAUGCUCGAUGCCAGAAUGGUCUUCGACAGGAUGCCGUGCCAUGAUCUCGUCUCCUGGAACACGUUAAUUCUCGGUUAUGCCGAGAAUUGUAAGGAAGAAUUUGCUCUCAAGUUAUACCUUGAGCUCCAGGAAAACGAGAAGCUCUACUCAGCUGAUGCGCAAACUUUCGCCGCUGCUCUUAAGGCCUGUAGCAAUCAGGUGGAUUUGGAAACAGGGAGAAGGCUCCACAGAGAAAUUUGCAGAGCUGGGGAUGAAAACGAUGAAGUUGUAGCUGCUUGCUUGGUGGAUUUGUAUGGCAAGUGUGGAAGCACGAUUAAUUCUCGGCUGGUCUUUGACUCUACCCCCGGAGAAGACAUGGUAAGCUGGAACGCUCUGUUAGCAUCUUACGCUCGUCAAGGGGAUUCUGACGAGGUUCUCGGUCUCUUUCACAGGAUGCAAGACGAAGCUCUUGGAGUUGAUGGUAUUACUUUUGUCUCAGUUUUGACGGCAUGCAGUCAUGCUGGCCUUGUCGAGCGAGGCACUCGCUACUUUGAGGAAAUGAUGUCCAAGUAUGGUGUAAAACCCGACAUUGAUCACUACCACUGCGUGGUUGAUCUUCUCGGCCGAGCCAACCGGCUGGAUGAGGCUGUUGCCAUGGUGAGAAGGAUGCCUUUUGAGCCGAGUUCACUGACUUGGAGGACUGUGCUAGGUGCUUGUGGCAAGUGGAAAAACUCGAGCAUCGGGCAGCUAGCGUUCGAGUCACUGCUGGAGCUUGGUGAUGAUCGAGAUGUUUCAGCAGCCUAUUUAUUGAUGGUGAAAGCCCGAUGAAGAUAUAGUUUCUACAACCUUGACUUUAGGACUUUGUCACGCUGUUCUGGCAAGGUCCAUCUAAAAUACACUAGACAAGGAAGUGACAUUUCAAGGCUUAAAAAGGCUCUCAUUUGCUCUCA